AUGCGAAGGACAACUCCUACGCGAAUUUCACCACCAUUCGUUGGGGUAGCUUCAAGCACACCAGAGAUCCCAGAAGUGUUUGAGGUGUGCCAGUUUCUGCCGGAGAUCCAGGCUGUUGUUUGUGACAUGUGUGUGGAUGACAAAAACCCAGCGUUGAAGACCUGCAUGAAAUGUGAGAUGUCCAUGUGUGCCGAGCACUUGGAGCCGCACCUGACAGUGCCAUUGCUGCUGCAGACACAUUCCCUGACUGAACCCAUAGCACCGGGGGCUGGGGGAAUUGGGGCAACCACCAAAUGCCCCCACCACGGUAAGAUUCUUGAGUACUACUGCUUGGACGACCUAACUAGUGCGUGUAUGUCCUGCGCCAUCGAAGACCAGCAUCGCGUCCACAAUAUGAAGACCCUGCCUAAGGCACACAAAGAGCUGGGAGAGAAGCUGAAGGAAAAGCAGAAGUCUUUGGCCCAGAGAGAGAGACAGAGCCUGGAGCUAGUCAGGUGGGAUAAGGAGCAGAGGGAGAGGUUGGCUAGCUCCAGUGUCCGGCUCAUUGAGGGAGUGUCCGCCCUGCGCGACAUCACCCUGACCAGCGUCCAGAGUUCCGUCUCAGCUCGCAUAAUGUCCAUCAAUACCUCCAAGAGGACCAUGCAGGCUGCCCUGUCUGAUGGGGACUCCUUCCACUUCCUCCAGGGCUAUGAAGGGGUGCACCAGGCUGUGGAGAAGGCCUGUGCUGUGGAUCUGAGGAAGGGGCUGGAGCCUGGGGCCGACCGGGACAAGCUGGUCCAGGAGCUACAGCAGAGCGGAGGAAAGCUUGUGGAGCAGACAACCCAGCUGUGGAGUUCUCUUCUGGCUCUGGUCGACCCCGAGAACCACCAGGAAAAACAGGGUUCCCCAGGGUUACCUCCCACCACCACAUUGACCUUUGACCCCACGAGCUUGGGAAGGGGCAUGUCUCUUUCCCAGGACCACAGGAAAGUGUUCUACACCCCGCUUGCCAAACUCACCACCCAUACUCUUCUGUGCCAGGAUAGCGGCUCUGAUGCCAACCCUAGGUGGGUGGUCAAACUAUCUGAGGACUGUGAUUGGACCGUUGGCUUACGUGUCAACGUUUCAUCUGCUGAGACAGUCGAUGAUAUUGACUACGUUUCAUCUGCUGGGAAUGUCAAUGUUUUUGCACUGCGCUGGCAGAUGGACCAACUGAGUUCACUGGCAGACUUAAAUUCUCAGUGUAUCUAUCUUCCUGGGAACACUGCAGCUCAACCUGAAGCAAUACCCCGUCCCAUAGAAUUAGAAGUGUUCUGGGACAAAACCUCUAACCCACCAUCCCUGUCCUUCUACAGCAGGGGCAGAUAUCACCAGAGGAUGGCACUGCACAGAAUGGAGAUCCGGCAUUAUCAGGCUGACCUAACUCCCUUUGUCACCCUGGAAACAGGAAGUAGCCCAGCCAGAGCCAGACAGAAGGAAGAGUACAGUCAUUCCAGACCCCUAAAGUUUGGAGGUUACGAUUGGUCCAGAACCAGUAGUUAUGGAGUGAACUUUCAGUCAAAACGCAAUGGAGAGUACGGUCUCUAUGGAGUGAACAGUCAGUCCAGAGCCAAACACUGUGUAGGUUACAAACGGUCCAUAACCAGAAGUUAUGGAGUGAACGGUCAGCCAGAGCAGCAGUGGGGGUGCCCAUGUGGAGAGGUCCAUGAAGAAGUCAAGACUCAGCAGCAGCAGUCUUUCUACCCCCUGCAUGUGUCUCACCAGGGUUCCAUGUGCACAUGUGGGAGGGUUAUCGGUACGCCGUAUAUGGGGGUGUUCUGUGAGCUGGUAUAAUGUCCACACUCUUAGAAAAAAAAGUUGCUAUUUAGAACCUUAAAGGGUUCUUUGUCUGUCCCCAUAGGAGAACCCUUUGAAGAACCCUUUUUGGUUGUAGGUAGAACACGUUUGGGUUCCAUGUAGAAGUUUGGAUCCUGGGUAGUGUUAACAAAUAAUUGUGAGCAAGUUUUUCUUGUUUUUUCCCUGUGAGGGGCUCAGAUCACAGACAGGUGUGUGUACAUAAAGACAUUAAAAAAAUACAUAAACAAAGAAUCGAAAGACAGUAGAACAUAAGAACAAGGACACAAGCCAAAACACCAAAUUACAACAAAAUGGUUGGUUAAUUAGUUCAAAUUAAUUAAUUAAGGAGUCUGUAAUUGUCCUAUAAUAUAAAUAAUAAUAUGCCACUUAGCAGAUGCUUUUAUCCAAAGCGACUUACAGUCAUGCAUGCAUACAUUUUUGUGGGUGGGUGGUCCCGGGGAUCGAACCCACUACCCUGGCGUUACAAGCGCCGUGCUCUACCAGCUGAGCUACAGGUCCUGUCUUCCCCCUUGUCCUUCCAGUUAUAAAAAAAUUUCUAGCUUACAAAAUUUGAAUACAUUGUCAUUCAUGAAAUUACAUGAGAUAGUACACAAACAGAGUACAAUUGAUAUAUUAUUGUACAAUAAAUCAUGUAAAUAGUCAAUUGAUUGAAUGCUGAUGUUUCUCUUCAGAUAUUUAGAAAUUGGUCAUAUACAAACAGGGCUGAGCAGCAGGACCCGAGUGGCACAGCCUUCUAAUGCACUGCAUCUCAGUGCUGGAGGCGUCGCUACAGACCCUGGUUUGAUCCCGGGCUGUAUCACAUCCGGCCGUUAUCGGGAAUCCCAUAUGGCGGCCUACCUCGGCCAAACCCUCCCUUAACCCGGAUGAAGCUGUGCCCAAUUGGCCCAGCGUUGUCCGGGUUGAGGGAGGAUUUGGCCGAGGUAGGCCGUUAUUGUAAAUAAGAAUUUGUUCUUAACUGACUUGCCUAGUUAAAUUUUAAAAAAGGCAUGUUCUGAUUUUCAUAACAAUUUGACAUUUUAACAAGCAGUACAAUUAAUAUCUGUACUGUAUUUUGUAUAAAUGUGUGGAUCUUUAAUUGUCAUGUUGAGAUUCAAUGUUAAAAUGAAAAAUAAACAAUGAACUCUAAAACAUAAAUCAUAUGGAAUCCUCUUUAUUGGUCAGAAGUGACAAGACUGAAAAAAAAGUGUCUUAAGACCUGCAUAACACGUUUGACAAAAACCAGAGAUAUAAAAUGGAAUUAUCCUCCAAAACACUGUGACGUAAAGUAAAUAUACCGUCAUAGUGAAAACUAGUCAGUUACAAGUACAUAAUAAUGCAUAGACAGAGACAACAUUCUCGCAAAGUAACUAAAUACACAGUUGUGGUGGAAAUUCAACACCAGGGACACCUGAAGUCAAUAUUAAAUGAAUCACUCUUUAUUAUCAGUUAACUGGAGAGGUUACAACAAACACGUACAAAGUACAAGUCUGCUACAAGCUCCGCCAGGGCGCUCCCUUCAGUUCUCUUAUAACAUACUGCUACACAAAAAAGCUACAUAGGCAUGAUUCAUAGGGUUGGUUCCUGCAGGUGACUGGCUGUUAUUGCGCGGGCUCAGUUUCCCAAGAAGCCUAUCUUAACUUCCAGAUCAUAUUCUGGGUGUUCUGCCAAUUGGUCUGAGGAGGAGUCACAGUCAACUGCACAAACCAAGAUAGAGUGAGAGAAGAGGCAUAAUCCCUUACACAGUCAAGUACAAUAAUGUGAAAUGAUGAUUUCAUGGACAUUUUAUAUAGUCUCUAAGCCAUUGAGAAAAGUGUGAAAUCAACAGUAAGUCAAGGUAACACUCAAAGCUGUCCUGUCUCCCUCACCUCUUUAGCCUACUUUAAGUUUCCCCUCAACAAUUUGACUGACUGAGUUUCUACUGUAGCUGUACAGUACAUGAAACAGCUGUUUGUCAGUAGUUUCACUCUGUAUCUAUUCCAUCCUAGCUUUAAUAUUUGGUCUGCAUGAGAAACUAAGUAGCUAUGGGGAAAAAAUACUGGAAUACUAUAUCAUCUAAAACUUUUGCAAAUCAUUAAAGUGUAAUAUAUAUUUAUUUAAGUGAGUUUGAAAAGGAUUAAGUUGUCACGUUCGUUGAUGAACGGGUCAGACCAAGGCGCAGCGUGAUAUGCAUACAUGUUUAUUUGAAACGAAUAAACAACGACAAAAACAACAAACUAACGACACGUGAAGUCCAAGGAACACAAACAACAUACCUCACACGGAACAAGAUCCCACAACCCACUAGUGCCAAUAGGCUGCCUAAGUAUGGUCCCCAAUCAGAGACAAUGAGCUACAGCUGCCUCUGAUUGGGAACCACACCGGCCAACAUAGAUCUACACAUAAUAGAUCAACACAUAGAAAAUCCGACAUAACAAAGAAUAUACACACCCUGACUCAACAUAUACGAGUCCCCUGAGUCAGGGCGUGACAUAAGUUAAAUAACCAGAAUUAUCUUAACAUUAAAAUCUGCAAUAAUGUUCAUAAUUAAUAUUUUCAUCUCUUGAAUCUAUCUAAAAUAAUACAAACUGAUGGUUUCAAUUUGGGAUAAACUUGACCUGUAAUCUUGAGAUAGUUAAUACUUCAUACAGUGAAAUACAGUAUAUUUAUUUAUUGCAUAUGGCUUUCAAAUAGCAUGGCGGUGAUGUGCAUAGAAGUGUUAGGAAAAGAUGGGAUUGAGAGGUAGAGAGAGAAAGAGAGAGAGAGUGAGAGAGAGUGCUUCAGUGAAAUGCUAGGACUUGGUGGAUAAUAAUGGACUGAGAGAAGAACCCUGUACUCAAGGCCUGCAGAGCUGAAUGGGAAUGAUUUAGCAAGAUGACACAAAAGUACGUCCUGAAGUGCCACAACAAUCCUCGGUUCACUUAUUAACAGAGAAAUGUCAAUUUCUGGUCAUUUACAGAAAGAAAGUCAACAUUUUCAAAAAUAUCAAAACGUAAAUAAGACUCUUAGAUAAGGGAUUGUUUGAAAGUGUCAUGUAAAAAAGGUUUUGAUUUGUGCAACCAAACACUCAUCCUAGGUUUAUGUUUCUCAAAUGACAAAUUCUUACUAUCAAUGGUUACAGUAUUGUGUGUGUGUGUGUGUUUGUGUGCGUGUGUGUUUGUGUGCGUGUCUGUGUGCAGCAUGUGUAAUAGCAUCCAUGUGACAGGGACGUGUUUGGCUCCUUGAACGUGAAGGGCACCUUCUCAGGCCGGUACUCCGUCAGCGCUGACUUCAAAUGUCUGGGGCCCAAAAAAGUCCUCAGGUAAGUGGAGAGGAAGGGGAUGGGAGGACGUCUCCAGCCUGGUGGGAUGUAUCUGCAACAAUGGGAAGUCUAUCUCUCUCUCUCAAAGAGAAGGCAGAGAGAUGAGAGGAGAGGAGCUUGAGAGAAGAGAGCGGCCGACGAGAGAGGAGAGAGAGAGCGCAAGGAGGGAAAGAGAGAGAGCGGAGAGAGAGAGAGAGCGAGAGAGCGGCGAGAGGAAAAGGAAAGAGAGAGAGCGAGAACAAAGGAAAAGAGAGAGAGAGAGGAGAGAGCGAGGAGAGAGAGAGAGAGAGCGAGAGAGAUAGAGAGAGAGAGAGCGAGGAGAGAGAGAGGAGAGAGAGAGCCAAAGUGCCAAUCUCGCUAUCUCUCUCUCCCACUUCCCAUCUCUCUCUCUCUCUCCCACUUCCCAUCUCUCUCUCUCUCUCUCUCUCUCUCUCUCUCUCUCUCUCUCUCUCUCUCUCUCUCUCCUCCUUCUCUCUCUCUCUCUCUCCCUCUCGCGCAGAAGGACCCUCCGGCAUGGCAUCCACCCUCCUCCAGGUGGCAGGUCACACGUUGAUCUGAUCAAGCGGAUCAUAGAGGUGGAGACAGGUGAAUGUUCGCUCCUGUUACUCCCAUCAUCCUCCUUACUGAGGCGAGGCACCUCCAAUACCUUCUCCUUCACCUCUUUCUCCUUUUUGUCUUUCUCCUUCUCCUGUGUCUGGUUUGGUCCGCAAAUCUUGCUGCGUGCCUCGCAGAUCUCCUCUGCGUCCCAGCUGAUCCCGUAGCGCAGCUGUUGGACCAUGAACCACAGCCUGACCUAAAAUAAGGACAAGAAAAUAUUAUAUUGGUUGUUUUCACCUAAAUUUGCUUUGUGUUAUUAAAGCUUGUCAAUUAAACUAAUUACAGGACAUCAAAUACAACCAACAACAUACAGAAUAUAUAGAGGAGUGGUUGCCCUGACUACUGAACCCUAAUGGCUGCUGACCCCUAAUGGCUACUGACCCCUAAUUGCUGCUGACCCCUAAUGGCUGCUGACCCCUAAUGGCUGCUGACCCCUAAUGGCUGCUGACCCCUAAUGUCUACUGACCCCUAAUGGCUAUUGACCCCUAAUGGCUGCUGACCCCUAAUGGCUGCUGACCCCUAAUGGCUACUGACCCCUAAUGGUUGCUGACCCUUAAUGGCUGCUGACCCCUAAUGGCUGCUGGAAGGAGCUCCUAUUGGAAAGAUGCUGACCAAGGACAACGCGUUGGUAGUUUGCCCACGCUAUCUCGAAGUCAACUAGGAGUGACGCAGUGGUCCCGCAACCUCCCGAGUGGCGCAGUGGUCUAAGGCACUGCAUCGCAGUGCUAGCUGUGCCACUAGAGAUCCUGGUUCGAAUCCAGGCUCUGUCGUAGCCGGCCGCGACCGGGAGACCCAUGGGGCGGCGCACAAUUGGGUAGGGGAGGGAAUGGCCGGCAGGGAUGUAGCUCAGUUGGUAGAGCAUGGCGUUUGCAACGCCAGGGUUGUGGGUUCGAUUCCCUUGGGGGGCCAGUAUGAAAAAAAUAAUGUAUGCACUCACUAACUGUAAGUCGCUCUGGAUAAGAGCGUCUGCUAAAUGACUAAAAUGUAAAUGUAAAUGAAUGCCCCCCUCGCUAGAGCUAACUCAGUCUUCUUCUCUGUGAGCUUAGCUGCAACAGUUGGAUCCAGAUGCUUGUCCAUCGCUCUGCUGCUUGCUUUCUUUUGGUCAUCACCGCACUUCUAUUAUAAUAAUAAUGAUGAAUAUAGAAUUUAAUAUAGUCUACCGCUGGAUGUACAGUAAACAACAAAGGUGUUAUUAGGGGUUCAGCUGCAAAGCUGGUGAAAGCCUAUUGUAUUUGUUCUGGUUCAUUGUUAUUAUUAUACUGGUUCUGCCAAUUUGCUGAAAAAAAGCAAAUUCCUGUGAGAUAAUAAGGCCUAGGAGGAUGCAAACGUUUAUGAUGGUAAAGGGCCAUGGGCCACACCCUCUCAUACAAUGCCAUGCCAAUUGGCCACAUGGUGGCGCUAUAACUAUAAUUGAAAAUGCAAACUUGAAAGCUCACGCCCCUCACCUCGUUUGAGCUACAGUUCUGAAAUUCGGUAUAUAGAUAUAUAUGGCAAGGAAAAAUUGGGCCUCAAGGAACCAUAAAGUUCGCAAUGAUGGAUUUUUCUCAAUUUUGAAUUUUUUAAAAACACUUUAAACACUACUCCUCUGGAACCGAAUGACCGAUCUGCACAAAACUUCAUAUGUGGCAUCUUUGGACCAAGGUCUCACAAAGCAAUAUUUUCCAGGCUUGUACCAAAAACAACAUGGCCCCUAUUGACCAAUUAACAUUCACGUGGUCUUGCACAUAAAUCCCUAUAAAUCAGUCACAAAUAUUUGUAUUGUAACAAUACUUGGUACACAUGUUGCAAACACUGUCAAGACUCAACAUAUUCAAGCACCUUCAUAUCGACCACACUGUGGCGCUAUAACGGGCACAUUGGUAUAUCUCUUGAUCUGUUUGACUCAGACUGAUGAAAUUUGGCACACAUGUUCAGGGAUAUGAGUCUAGAUAGCCUGUAAAGUAUGGUUAAGUUUGGCCACAUUGUGGCGCUGUUGGACAGGAAAAAAACAUUAAUGCAAGCUCACUGCUUAUAGCAGCCGUAUUGUUUAGCUAGAGUCUUGGAAAAUAUGUGCAUUCAUAUACCACAUUUGGUGCCGAUCAGUCCAGCGGUUCAGGAGAAGAAGACAUUUAAAGUAGUCAACAUCAUUGAAAAUGGUCCAAAAUACAUCUAAAGCAUAUUACCUGCAUAUUGCAUGAUCCAUUUUAUUUUGAGUUCUGAUAUUUGGCAAGUGUGGUAAACAGUACAGAAGUAAUUCGUCCUAGGGCAAUGUGUCAAAUUGUUCCUGAUGGUGGCACAGUGGUCCCAUAGCUGAACCCCGUUAUUGCUGCUUGCAGCUAUAUUUCCAUGUGUUGCUGUUGUCCAGUGCUUGACUUGUACUGAAAUAGGUGCUGGUACUCAUUUUGGGUGCCUGUACUGUUUAUAUUUAGGUGCAAGAACUCCACAAUACUUUUAGCCAAUAUUUUAUAAGAAGUGCAGGAUCUUACGCAGUAGAAAAUGUGAGGUGCUGGUACUCAGUACCAGUGAGCUCCUGCCCAAUUCAGGCACUGUUGCGAAUGUGCAUUGGGUGGACCUGGGAGCCAUGGGUGGGCCUGGGAGGGUAUAGGCCCACCCACUUGGGAGCCAGCCAAUCAGAAUGAGUUUUACCCCACAAUUCUCUAAAACAAAUGUCAACGCGUGCUGUAGGUGGGUGUAGUGGUGGAAUCAAACGCAGAACACCGAAGGAUAGUCCAAACAACUUUAGUAACUCUCCAAACCGGAAAAAUGACAACACUUGCCCGAAGGCCAAAAAUACGCACAAAGGCGAAAUAGCAACAAGCGCACUAACAGGUGCGUAACGCUCCAACGCAGUGGAGGAAAGCUCAACCGAGCGAAAGGGCGAAAAUAAGCCCUACACACGACAGACAAAAUCCAAUAACACACAACACUAGACAAACACAACGAGAAACUUAUAGGACACUAAUUACGCUAAACGAGAACAGGUGUGACAACAAACAGACAAAAGCAAACGAACAUGAAACAUACAACGGUGGCAGCUAGUAUUCCGGAGACAACGAACGCCGAAGCCUGCCCGAACAAGGGAGAGAGGCAGCCUCGGCCGAAACCGUGACAACAAAGUUGGAGGCGGCUUCGUAGUGGUUUGAAAUGUGGCUUGAAAUAUCCCAUUCCAUAUGCUUUUUGGCUGUUCAGACUGCAGGAAAAAUAACAGAUUCGAAUCGGAUAUGCAGAAAAUCUGUAUUUGAUUCGCUUCAAACUGUGUCUGACUUUCGGUUGCUGCAGAUUCACCUCCCCUGUUAACUUCGGUAGUUGUUUGUAACCGUCUGCAUUAGCCUAACUACUCGAACAGACCCAUUGCCUGUCAUGUACAUAGCAAGGCAGAUUUCUGGGCGACACGACCAAAUUUACAUAGAAAUGUUAAGUAUAGAUCUGUCAUACUCAUUGAAAGUAAGUCUAAGAAGCAUUAGAUCCGUUCUAUGUGCCCUAUUUCUAACAUGUCCAUUAAAUUGUGUUUUUUUAUCUUUUUACUUUCUAAAGUAAAAAUAAUGUAUGCACUCACUAACUGUAAGUCGCUCUGGAUAAGAGCGUCUGCUAAAUGUACAAUGAUUAGCUUGUUUUGUUACAUAAACUGAAAUUAGGCGAACCAUUAUAAUUUUAGCAACCAGGAACUUUUGGUGGACUGACGCAUAUAUUGCACGAGGUGGCCUCAAACCCAAAUCAGACCAGAGACAGAGCGAACAAAAGCAAACGGACCGAAAGGUAAAAAGUUUACAUUAGAAGCAUUAUAGGGGCUACGAGGCUAGAGGUAUUUUAGCAUGCAAAGGUCAAGGACAAAGCAAAGCACCCGAUUCCCACCACCAUUUAUUGGGGCAGCUUCAACCGAACCAGGGCUCACAGAAGACAUGUCUGAGGGGUGCCAAUCUCUGCCGCUGCCUGAGAUCCAGGCCGUUGUUUGUGACUUGUGUACAGAAGACAGGAAGCCAGCACUGAAGACCUGCAUCAAAUGUGAGAUGUCAAUGUGUGCCCAGCACUUGGAGCCGCUCCUGACAGUGCCAUUGCUGCUGCAGACACAUACCCUGACUGAACCCAUAGCACGGGGGGCUGGGGGAGUUGGGUUGGCCACGAAAUGCCCCCACCACGGCAAGACUCUGGAGUACUACUGCUUGGACGACCUAACCAGUGCGUGUCUGUCCUGCGCCAUCGAGGACCAGCAUCACGUCCACAACAUGAAGACCCUGCCUAAGGCACACAAAGAGCUGAGGGAGAAGUUGAAGAAGGAGCAGAAGGCUUUGGCCCAGAGAGAGAACCAGAGCCUGGAGCUAGUCAGGUGGGAUAAGGAGCAGAGGAAGAGGUUGGCUAGUUCCAGUGUCCGGCUCAGUGAGGGAGUGUCCGCCCUGCGCGACAUCACACUGAACAGCGUCCAGAGAUCCGUCUCAGCUCGCGUAAAGUCCAUCAAGACCUCCAAGAGAACCAUGCAGGCUGCCCUGUCCGAGGGAGACUCCUUCCACUUCCUCCAGGGUUAUGAAGGGGUGCACCAGGCUGUGGAGAAGGCCUGUGCUGUGGAUCUGAGGAAGGGGCUGGAACCCGGGGCCGACCGGGACAAGCUUGUCCAGGAGCUACAACAGAGCGGAGGAAAGCUUGUGGAGCAGACAACACAGCUGUGGAGUUCUCUUCUGGCUCUGGUCGACCCCGAGAACCACCAGGAAAAACAGGGUUCCCCAGGGUUACCUCCCACCACCACGUUGACCUUUGACCCCACAAGCUUGGGAAGGGGCAUGUCUCUAUCCCAGGACCACAGGAAAGUGUUCCACACCCCGCUUGCCAAACUCACCACUCAUACUCUUCUGUGCCAGUAUAGCGGCUCUGAUGCCAACCCUAGAUGGGUGGUCAAAUUCUCUGAGGACUGUGAUUAGACCGUUGGCGUAUGUGACAAGGAGGCUGCUAAGGAAUUUCAAUAACGGCUAUGUCUAUGCUCUGCGCUGGCAGAAGGACCAACUGAGCUCUGUUUGCACUCAGUACUAUGACAGUGUUAGGCGUAGGGAUGGGAUGACCUAUACAGAUAAACCUCCAGAGGCACAAGUCGAUUCUCAGUUUAUCUAUCUUCAUGGGCAAAAUGAAGCUCUACCUGAAACAAUACCCCGUCCCAUAGAAUUAGAAGUGUUCUGGGACAAAACCUAA
Messenger RNA from Coregonus sp. 'balchen', 10843 nucleotides. NCBI's taxonomy places the organism in Eukaryota, Metazoa, Chordata, Actinopteri, Salmoniformes, Salmonidae. The record is from the annotation of a GenBank genome assembly.